GGCGCACAACAUUGUUGUUUUUGUGCGCGACUCAUCUCGUUAUCUCUCAUAAUCGUUGUAAAUUGUUAAUUUCGUGUUGUAAAAAAACAAUAAUAAUGUGUGCUAAAAGUAAAAUAAUUUGUUAAAUUUGACAACAAAACGGACGCGAUGUGAGCAUUUGGGUUUAAUUAAUCUCUAGGCAGUUUGGACCACACGCAAAGAGAGGGCGUCAACAAAGGGCGAAACAGUGCAGGAAGAAGAAGAGUGGAAUAUUCAACGUCGUUCUUUUUCAUACAUACAAACUAAGCAAACAAACAAAUACAUAGAUAUUCAUUUUCACUAUAGUUAGUGGUAUAAAUAGUGAACGAAACCAGCCAUGAGUAACCACAGAUAUCACGGCGGCGGCAGUUACAUGCACCCGAGAAUGUAUCCACAUCAUUUUACAUACGUUUCCAGCUGUGUGAAAUAUUUGAUCUUUUUGCUGAACUUUUUGUUCUGGCUGUUUGGAGGUCUCUUGAUGGCCAUUGGUAUCUAUGCGUUCAUGGACAAGCUUAAGGAUGGAAAUGGAUGGGUUCGGCUCGAGACAAUCUACGAUGUCAUCUUUAACAUAUCCCUAGUUAUGAUCAUCGCAGGCAUUGUGAUAUUUGUGGUCAGCUUUGCGGGUUGCCUGGGCGCUCUAAGGGAGAACACUUGUUUGCUCAAAUUCUACUCGAUGUGCCUGCUAGUCUUCUUUCUUAUGGAAAUGGCCAUAGCCAUCAUUUGCUUUGUCUUCCCUCAAAACAUGAAUUCAUUCCUGGAGCUGCAGUUUACGGACAAGAUAAUACAUUCCUAUCGCGACGACUCGGAUCUUCAGAAUUUCAUCGAUUUUGCACAGCAGGAGUUCAAGUGCUGUGGCCUCAGCAAUGCAGGUUAUCAGGAUUGGAGUAAAAAUGAAUAUUUCAACUGUUCUUCGCCGUCGGUAGAGAAGUGUGGCGUGCCCUACAGUUGCUGCAUAAAUGCUACGGACAUAAGCUCUGGCCUAGUCAACAUUAUGUGCGGCUAUGGAGUGCAAGAGCAUUCGGUGGCGGCGGCCAGCAAACGCAUAUGGACUAGCGGCUGCAUUGAGAUCGUACGAGUUUGGGCCGAACGCAAUCUGUAUGUGAUCGCUGGCGUUGCUUUGGGCAUUGCGCUAUUGCAGCUGUUUGUUAUUUAUUUGGCCAAGACUCUGGAGGGUCAAAUUGAAAUGCAAAAGUCGCGCUGGUCGUGAGUGCCAUAGCACCCGGUCUUUUACGGGUAUCCAUUCGAUGAUUUCUACUACUACGACACCCAAAUGUAAACGAUGCGGCUUGCGACUUGGUUGUGUUGCUAGCCAAGUUAAAUAUCUCUAUAUCUUUGUCAAGUUAAUCUGGUCCGCGCAGUGCUCAAACAAAUUUCACAACACUUUUAUCAAUUAGUAUUAACCAAAUACGGUCGAGGAAACACACUCGACUGUUUGCAUUUCAUGAAUACUCUUCUUGCCUUUUGAUAAUUUCGAAUUUCAGUAUUCCUCUUUAUUCUCGACCAUUUCUUCCGCUCUGAAUACUAGUUGUAGUCCUUAUACAUCUAUACUCAAAUAAUCAUAGACAUUAUUAUUGUAUUGUAUUAAAAAAAUGCCACAUUUACAAAAAGAGCAUUGCCAAUUUAAAGCAUGUUUUGUGUGUAAGUAUUUUAAAGGCUUAUGGAGCAUAGACAAAAUUUGAAAUGAACAAAAAAAUAUAAGAAAUUUGAUGUAUUUAUAUGUAUGCAAUAACAUUGUGUUUUUUACAUGACGUACGAAUAAAAGACAUAAUGUACAUAGUUAUUAAGCAAAACGACGUGUAUGCAUUUAAAAUGGUAAUUUUAAUUUUAAAUAUAUAUCAAAUAAUACCAAAAUUGCAUGCGCAUUUAUAAUAAAAAAAAAAUGAUAUUAUUAAUAAAAACCCCUCUGGUAGAUCAUCACCAAAAUACUCUUGUCUAAAAAAGUAUGAAAUAAAUACAGAUAUAUUAAACCUUUAGAUUUGUGGUUUUCAAUACUCAACACAAGUAAAUAAAAGCUCACAUGUGAUUUUAAUUUAGAGCUCCGUUUAACUAUUAUUUUUUGCAAAGUAAAAAGUCUAAAUUGUUUUCGUAAUUGCUACGAAACAGAUUUAAAAAAAAAAAAACAAUUUGCAAUAACUAUAUCAUAGUUUAUAAAAAACCACAUGGCCACUAAAAUAAUUAAUUUCAUAAAAUUUCGCAAUGCUCACAUAAUAAUCAUUUAUGCCAGGGUCAAAGAUUGAAUGGGCAAUAUUUAAAGCAUUUAAUAGAACGGAGCACUGAUAAGCAGCAUUCAUAUGAGAAUAGUACGUCAUACACAUAUAUGUACAUACAUUCAUAGUAGAGUAUUAUUUACUUUACUACAGAAAAUAGUUAUCUUAACAUGCAGCUUCCGUCAUUUUUUAUUUACGCCAAUUAAAAUAUAAACCUAUAACGACAGAAUAAAUAUUUCAUAAAAAAAUACUUACAUUGAGGCAAAACAAAAACCACAUAUAUAUGUGUAAUUUGUAGAAAAGUUAUAAUCUUUAUUGUUUUAUGCAAAAUCAGAUUGAAAUGUAUCAUGCAGGCGUUUUAGUACUUGAUAAUGCUGCGAAUACUUUCGCCUUUGUGCAUCAGAUCAAAAGCCUCAUUGAUUUCAGACAAUGGCAUUUCAUGGGUAAUGAACUCAUCAAC
Molecule: messenger RNA, 2685 nt
Organism: Drosophila nasuta
Lineage: Eukaryota; Metazoa; Arthropoda; Insecta; Diptera; Drosophilidae
Gene: Tsp86D
Product: Tetraspanin 86D
Exons: 3
Coding region: 356-1225 (289 amino acids)
Cellular component (GO): plasma membrane
Source: RefSeq, a predicted model, not a curated record